GGGGUGGGUGAGUGCUGGCCGUAGGCCCUCAGUCGUGUGUCCCGGCCGCCGCCCCCGCUGUCGCACCGUGUCCGCCCCUCGCCUGCCUUUAGAGGGUACAGGGGACGGCCAGGGUUUUGAGUGAUCGCGCAGCCGCUAAACAUCUGCGUCAUCCUCCUUUUCUGUCAGGCGGCUCUUCUCUGCCGGGUCCAGGUCGAGGGGGAAAAUGGCGCCGGCGCCCCUAGGCGUCCGGGAGGAGCGGUUGCGGGGUUAUCGGUCCGAACCGCUUUCCCGGCUCCUCUUCCUUGCCCAGGCAGCUCUCCUCCUGCUGCCCAUCGCCCGAGCAGGUCUUUGCCCCGCACCGUGCUCUUGCCGCAUUCCUCUGCUGGAUUGCAGUCGCAGGAAACUGCCCGCGCCGAGCUGGAGGGCGCUGUCGGGCCCAUUGCCCCCAGACACCGCUAGCCUGGAUUUGAGUCAUAACCGGUUGUCUAACUGGAACAUCAGCUUGGAAUCACAAACAUUACAGGAAGUGAAAAUGAAUUACAAUGAACUAACAGAAAUCCCAUAUUUUGGAGAACCAACAUCUAAUAUUACUCUACUUUCAUUAGUCCAUAAUAUAAUCCCAGAAAUAAAUGCAGAGGCGUUCCAGUUUUACCGUGCUCUUGAGAGUUUAGACCUUAGCUCAAAUAUGAUAUCAGAAAUCAAGACAUCUUCAUUUCCUCGAAUGCAGCUUAAAUACUUGAAUUUGAGUAAUAACAGGAUAACCACCUUGGAGGCUGGUUGCUUUGAUAAUUUAUCGAGUUCCUUAUUAGUGGUGAAGUUAAACCGUAACCGAAUUAGCAUGAUUCCGCCUAAGAUCUUCAAGCUACCUCACCUCCAGUUCUUGGAACUUAAAAGAAACCGGAUUAAAAUUGUGGAAGGUCUUACAUUCCAAGGGCUUGACUCCUUAAGAUCUUUGAAAAUGCAACGGAAUGGAAUUAGCAAACUUAAAGAUGGAGCAUUUUUUGGCUUGAAUAACAUGGAAGAACUAGAGCUGGAACACAAUAACCUUACACGAGUGAACAAGGGAUGGUUGUAUGGCUUACGAAUGUUACAGCAGCUCUAUGUGAGCCAGAAUGCUAUUGAAAGAAUCAGUCCUGAUGCAUGGGAAUUUUGCCAAAGACUGUCUGAACUUGAUUUGUCUUAUAACCAGCUGACCCGCCUGGAUGAGUCUGCCUUUGUAGGUCUGAGCUUACUGGAGAGAUUGAAUUUAGGGGACAACAGAGUCACUCACAUUGCUGAUGGUGUGUUUAAGUUUCUUUCCAAUCUCCAGACACUAGACUUAAGAAACAAUGAAAUUUCAUGGGCCAUAGAAGAUGCUAGUGAAGCCUUUGCUGGACUCACAAGUCUCACUAAAUUAAUCUUACAAGGAAACCAGAUUAAGUCAAUUACAAAGAAAGCAUUCAUUGGUCUUGAAUCCCUUGAGCAUCUGGAUUUGAACAACAAUGCUAUAAUGUCUAUCCAAGAAAAUGCUUUUUCUCAGACUCACUUGAAAGAACUGAUUCUGAACACAAGCAGUUUGCUCUGUGACUGCCAUUUGAAGUGGUUACUUCAAUGGCUGGUUGAUAAUAACUUUCAACAUUCUGUGAAUGUAAGCUGUGCACACCCUGAAUGGCUAGCAGGGCAAAGCAUCCUGAAUGUGGAUCUGAAAGACUUUGUCUGUGAUGAUUUUCUCAAGCCACAGAUGAGGACACAUCCUGAAAACACAGUUGCUCUGAGAGGCAUGAACGUGACUUUGAUAUGCACUGCAGUGAGCAGCAGUGAUUCACCCAUGUCCACUGUGUGGCGCAAAGACAGUGAACUCCUCUAUGAUGUGGAUAUUGAGAAUUUUGUUCGUUAUCGGCAGCAAGCUGGAGAAGUUCUGGAAUAUACCAGUAUCUUACAUCUUUUCAAUGUGAAUUUCACAGAUGAAGGAAAGUAUCAGUGUAUUGUUACCAAUCACUUUGGUUCCAAUUAUUCUCAGAAAGCCAGACUGACUGUGAAUGAGAUGCCAUCUUUUCUGAAAACUCCAAUGGAUCUAACUAUUCGCACUGGUGCCAUGGCCAGAUUAGAAUGUGCUGCAGAAGGACACCCUGCUCCUCAGAUUUCCUGGCAGAAAGAUGGUGGUACUGACUUUCCUGCAGCUCGAGAAAGACGGAUGCAUGUCAUGCCCGAAGAUGAUGUCUUCUUUAUUGCCAAUGUGAAAAUAGAAGACAUGGGAAUCUAUAGCUGCAUGGCACAAAAUAUAGCAGGGGGCCUCUCAGCAAAUGCCUCACUAACAGUGUUAGAGACACCCUCAUUUAUUAGACCUCUGGAGGAUAAGACAGUAACUCGAGGCGAGACUGCAGUAUUACAGUGCAUAGCUGGAGGGAGUCCUGCCCCUCGCCUCAAUUGGACUAAGGAUGAUGGACCACUGCUGGUGACAGAACGACACUUCUUUGCUGCAGCCAACCAGCUUCUCAUCAUUGUAGAUGUCGGACUAGAAGAUGCUGGGAAAUACACCUGCAUUAUGUCUAACACCCUUGGGACAGAACGUGGCCACAUUUACUUAAAUGUCAUUUCAUCCCCAAAUUGUGACUCUUCCCAGAAUAGCAUUGGACACGAAGAUGAUGGCUGGACCACAGUUGGCAUUGUCAUCAUUGUUGUAGUCUGCUGUGUUGUGGGCACCUCUUUGAUCUGGGUCAUUGUUAUAUACCACAUGAGAAGGAAAAAUGAAGACUAUAGUAUCACAAACACAGAGGAGCUCAAUCUGCCUGCAGACAUUCCCAGCUACUUGUCUUCCCAAGGAACACUGUCUGAGCCACAGGAAGGUUACAGCAACUCUGAGGCAGGCAGUCAUCAGCAACUUAUGCCUCCCGUCAAUGGAUAUAUACACAAAGGCACUGAUGGCAUGAGCAUACUUCAGAUGACAUCCAGGGGAGGUUUGUUUCUCCUGCUGACAGGUGGCACUGGUACCCGGGUGAUCUGCUCAGAUUGUUAUGACAAUGCCAACAUCUACUCCAGGACCCGAGAAUACUGUCCGUAUACCUAUAUUGCUGAGGAGGAUGUUUUAGAUCAGACACUGUCCAGCCUCAUGGUCCAGAUGCCCAAAGAGACAUACUUAGCACAUCCUCCCCACAAUGCUGCUGCCCUGGAGAGCUUGAUAUCGUCAGCAGACAGAGAGCUGUCUGCCUUUCCCACCAACCAUGAGAGGAUGAAUGAGAAGAAACUUUCCUCCACACAGAUGAGCAGUGAAACAUUGCAGCGGCCUCCGUGGAAUGUAAACAGAGAACUAGGCCUGCCUCAUCCUCACUUUUCCCAGCAGCCAGUUCUUGAAUCACCACAACUUCAUCGAAAUGAGGGCCUGGCAGAGAGGGAUCCAGAUUGUUCCGCUUCCCCCAUGUCUUGCCACAGGUUACAGGACCACACUUUUGAUUUUAAUAGGACUCAGAACAUUCAAGAUGGUAGCGAGGGCACAUGAAACUCACUUCAGGAUGAAAUCUGGGCAAAGACUCAUUAAUUAAUUUUGUAUUUACUACCUCGGAGUUCAGAAGAAACCCCAAAGUCAGCAUGUAUUUUACUCUUUGUUUACGAUUACAUCUGACCACACCAAAGUGGGCCACACAUUUUUUUGGGCAUAUACCCAAUGAAGAAAGGGUAAUGGCUGACAGAAAUGGGUACACAUGACCGAAAUGUGCGGCAUCGGCAGAGGGAAGAUAAGGGGCAAAAGUGCUGAUGAUUCAGUGGGGAUGUGUCCAGGUGUGCAUUUGCCUAUCAGGAAGAGUCUCAUUGCUGCUUACCAUGCUGGAUUGUCCCAGUCCUCAGAAUGAUCCUGAGAAAGCAUCACUCCUUUGUUGUUCUACUUUGCCUUCUGAGGAGCAAAAAUAACUCUGGGGCCCUCUGGCAAAUGUGCCUGGGAUUCUUCAGUGGUUUUAAGUAGAUAGUUGAGAUUGGGGCUUUGAUAUUCAAGGUCUUUGGCAAGAAUCCCAGGCUUGACCAACUGGUACCAGGUUGAAGGCUUUUGUAUUCUUGUGAAUUUUUUUGUGUGUCCCUAUUGCCAAGGGAGCUCAUUGUAAAUAUAUGUACAUUUAUAAAUAAUUUUUCUAUUCAUUGA
Molecule: messenger RNA, 4090 nt
Organism: Lemur catta (Ring-tailed lemur)
Lineage: Eukaryota; Metazoa; Chordata; Mammalia; Primates; Lemuridae
Gene: LRIG2
Product: leucine rich repeats and immunoglobulin like domains 2
Exons: 19
Coding region: 206-3457 (1083 amino acids)
Molecular function (GO): protein binding
Source: RefSeq, a predicted model, not a curated record